Paramecium octaurelia is the source of this 1425-nucleotide messenger RNA. NCBI's taxonomy places the organism in Eukaryota, Ciliophora, Oligohymenophorea, Peniculida, Parameciidae. The record is from the annotation of a GenBank genome assembly.
AAAAGGUCUCGGAUUUAUCAGGUACUCAUGAAAGCAUAUGAUUCAUUAUUGAUACUGCUAUAUUAAUCAAUUUUAUAAACUCUUAUUUUAGAUUUCAAGCCACCUAAACAUGCUUCAGUUGAAAACCAAUUAGAAAUUCAGAGGUAUCAAUAUCAGAAAUAGUAGAACUCUGAAAGGAAAUGUGUAACGCCGUUAUAAGAAUGAUGAGUUUGAACAAAAGAUGAAUCCAAAAGUAUCUCUUCCUAGUUUACCUAAUGUUAAAAAAACAGACUUAUAAAGCGAUUAAAGUAUUGUGUUUAUUAAAUUAGAAUUGUUGAAUCUUUCUAAACCCCAUAAUAGAUUGCCAAAACUUGAAGCAAAAAGUGAAGUACCAAAAUAAUUGAAGUAACAAUUGAAGAGAUAAUAAAAUUAGAUUGGAAGAUGCAAUCAUUCAUUACAAUAGUGUGACUCCUGAAAGAAGAUUAUAGAGUCCUGACAGAUAAUUAUCAUUAAAUAAAAAAAGAUUGUUGGCAAAAACAUGGAAUGGAGGAUAAUAUGCUUGUAAGACAAAAGCUGGAUGUUUAGCUAAUAAAACGUCAAAAACUAAUCAAGAUUCUGGUAUAGUAUUACCAAAUUGUUUAGAGAAGUAAAUUUAUUUAAAAUAAGUAAGUUUAGGUUAUAGUAUGUUUGGAGUAUGUGAUGGCCAUGGCUCAAAUGGGCAUUUAGUAUCUCAAUUUAUAAGGUAGGCAUUACCAAAGCAUCUCGAAAUAUUAUUAAGUAAAGAGGACAAUAAAAACAAAGUCAUUUAAAAAGCAUUUGAGUAAACUAAUAAGGAGAUAUGGGAUUCUGAAACUGAUACAUCUUUGUCAGGAUCUACAACAGUCUCUGUUAUCAUGAAAAAAGACUAACUUUGGACAGCAAACGUUGGAGAUUCUCGAGCCAUUAUUUGUAGGAAUCAAGAUGGAAAUUGGAAGGCAAUAUAAAUUACAAGAGACCAUAAACCAAAUGUGGAAGAUGAAAAAUAAAGAAUUCUUUAAGCAGGUGGAAGAGUGGAGAGUCAAAAAGGUUAAUUCCUAAUUUAUCUUAGAUUAUUAUGGAAAUUCAGUAGGACCUGAAAGAGUUUGGUUAUCUUAUAUAGAUGCUCCAGGAUUAGCUAUGACUAGAAGUUUAGGUGAUAAGAUAGGUGCAUAAGCUGGAGUCAUAGCUGAUCCAGAAAUAUUUGAAUUCACACUUACAUAAUAUGAUUAAUGCAUUAUCAUUGCAUCUGAUGGAGUCUGGGAAUAUCUCUCGAAUGAAGAUGUGAUGAAUAUAGUCAUACCAUUCAUUGAAAAAGAAAAUAUUGAUUUAGCUGCAGAUAGAUUAAUGGCUGAAUCUAUCAACGCCUGGAAGAGACACAGUUUAGGUAGAGAUGACAUUACUUGCAUAGUUGUUUACUUAAGGAGUUGA